GGUAUUAUGAAAUGGAACCAAAACUGACUGUCUGAUUUUAAGAAUAAAACAAAACAAAACAAAACAAAAAAAUCAAAAGGAUAUUUAGCCUCGGUGGGAUUACCACACACAACAGUUCUCGUAAAUACUCAUGAAGUAACGGGUUUGAAAACAAGCGUUUGGGAAAGAGAAAGAACACGGGCUGGGCGACAUACUGUGUGCAAAGUGACAGGAAUGGAGCGCCCCUGCUGGUCAGGUGCGGGACAAGACCAUUCAGGGACUAGCUAAGGUGGACUUCACUUGUCCUACAAGGUUCAAACCGAGGGUGAAAGGACGCAAAUGUCUUGACAGUAGGAGUCAAGGUACCUGACGAGUGUUUUCUGACACCUGAUGCAGAAGGAUAGAGUAAAAUGGCCCACUUUGACACUGAGUACCAGCGGCUGGAGGUGUCCUACAAUGACUCUCCACCAGGGGGAGAUGACAUGCUGGUCCAUGUCCCAGAAGGUGUCAAGUCUCAAUGGCAUCACAUAGAAAACCUGGACCUCUUCUUCCAAAGAGUUUAUAACCUGCACCAGAAAAAUGGCUUCACCUGCAUGCUUCUGGGGGAGAUCUUUGAGCUUGUGCAAUUGAUAUUUGUGGUAGCCUUUACUGUGUUCCUGACCAACUGCGUUGACUAUGACAUUCUUUUUGCCAACAAGUUCGUGAACCACACCCACAAUGAACACGAAACAGUAAAAGUGACUCUUCCAGAUGCAUUCCUUCCAGCUAACGUCUGCAGUGCCAGAAUCCGUGACAAUGCCUUUGUCAUUUUCAUCAUGAUAAUAGCUGGAGUGUUCUGGUUGCAUCGCCUCAUCAAAUUCAUCUAUAACAUUUGCUGCUAUUGGGAGAUCCGCUCCUUUUACAUUAAUGCACUGAGGAUACCCAUGGCUGACCUGCCCUACUACACAUGGCAAGAGGUGCAGACGAGGAUCAUCGAGAUACAGAAGGAGCACCAGAUGUGUAUCCACAAGAAGGAGCUGAGCGAGCUGGACAUCUACCACCGCAUCUUGCGCUUCAAGAACUACAUGGUGGCCAUGGUCAACAAGUCCCUGCUGCCUAUCCGUUACCACCACCCCCUGCUGGGCAAUGUGGUCUUUUACACCCGGGGGCUGAAGUACAACUUUGAGCUGAUCUUCUUCUGGGGGCCAGGCUCCCUCUUUGAGAACGAGUGGAGCUUGAAGCCUGAGUACAAGCGGGGCGGCAACCGGCUGGAGCUGGCGGGCAAGCUCAGCACUCGCAUCCUGUGGAUCGGGGUGGCCAACCUGCUGCUGUGCCCUAUCAUCCUGAUCUGGCAGAUCCUCUAUGCCUUCUUCAGCUACACCGAGGUGAUCAAGCGGGAGCCCGGUAGCCUGGGCGCGCGCUGUUGGUCCCUGUACGGACGCUGCUACCUGCGCCACUUCAACGAGCUGGACCACGAGCUCAUGUCACGCCUCAGCAAGGGCUACAAGGCCUCCUCCAAGUACAUGAAUUGCUUCAUGUCCCCACUGCUGACCGUGGUGGCCAAGAACGUGGCCUUCUUUGCGGGAUCCAUCCUGGCGGUGCUCAUCUCCCUGACCAUAUACGACGAGGACGUGCUGGCUGUGGAGCACGUGCUGACCACCAUCACCCUGCUGGGGGUCUGCGUCACCAUCUGCAGGUCUUUUAUCCCAGACAAGCAUAUGGUGUUUUGCCCAGAGCAGCUGCUGAAGGUGAUCCUGGCCCAUAUCCACUACAUGCCAGACCACUGGCAGGGGAACGCUCAUCGCUACGAGACUCGGGAUGAGUUCUCGCAGCUCUUCCAGUACAAAGCAGUGUUCAUCCUGGAGGAGCUGCUGAGCCCAGUGAUCACUCCCUUUAUCCUCAUCUUCUGUCUGCGCCACAAAGCCCUGGAGAUCAUCGACUUCUUCCGCAACUUCACUGUGGAGGUGGUGGGCGCUGGGGACACCUGCUCUUUCGCACAGAUGGAUGUCCGGCAGCAUGGCCAUCCCGCGUGGAUGUCGGCUGGGAAAACAGAGGCCUCGAUUUACCAGCAGGCGGAGGAUGGGAAGACAGAGCUGUCUCUGAUGCACUUCGCUAUCACCAACCCGCGCUGGCAGCCCCCCCGCGAGAGCACACACUUUAUCAGCCAGCUCAAAGGAAAGGUGCAGCGCGAGGCCACCAGCGGACAGCAGGGGGCGCUGCUAGAGAACCACCUCUUCACAUCCAUCCAGUCUAUCCAGUCGGAAUCAGAGCCCCACAGUCUGAUUGCUAACCUCCUGGUGGGGCCACCCUCGAUAGGCUCGUUCCAGUUCGGUCGGGAGGGCCACACAGCUCCUCACAUCUCCAGCGCCAGUGACGUGGCCUCAGCCCUGUGCUCCCUCUCCCCACUCAGCACCAGCCAGCACCUCCGCGGGAGCUACACCUCCACUCACCCGCCCCGCAGCGACGGUAGAGGGCUGACAGCGGCCAGGGGCAUUGCGGGCUCGGGCACUGAUGCUCGAACAGCCAGCUCUGGCAGCAGUGCAUGGGAAGGGCAGCUGUCCAGCAUGGUGCUAUCGGAGUACGCCUCCACUGAGAUGAGCAUCCAUGCACUCUACAUGCACGAGCUCCACAAGCAGCAUUCCCAGACAGAGCCAGCCAGGCACACGUGGCACCGGCAGGAGAGCGACGAUAGCAGCGAAAGUGUCCCCGAGGAAAGCGAGGUCCUUAUUGGCCUGCCCCGCUCCUCCACCUUCCCCUCUGCCUCCGCAAGACAGCACCCCUACCAGGACCAGGCUUCACUACACAGCUCCGGGCACCGGCGACACGGGGGCACCACAGACGCAGUGAGCGGCGGUCCGCGGGCCGCUCACAGGUUCUCACGCCUACCCAUGGGCGGCUGGGCAGAGGAGGUGCGGGCGGGGCGACACCACGAAACUGUGCCCGAGGAAGGCACUGAAGAGGAACUCCCCCCUCAGAUCCACAAGUUGAUGUAAUGGACAUGGACAGCCUUUCUCCAAGGAAGCUGCUAUUAGAUAUCAACACUCUUGAUCUCCUGAAUCAUAUAAAACAUUUGCCCAUCUUACAACUCACAUAACCAAGGAACUGUAUAGAGAUUGGGGUAAAUGCUCAGAAGCUCCAACUUGUGUCUUUUUUUUUUUUUUUUUUUUUUAAUUAAUUAUUUGCUAAAAGGUGGAUGAAAACUUAUCCUUUUCCCCAAAACAAAUCUCCUUAAUAUGUAAUGAGAUUAAUCAAAAAGAAUCGGUUUAUUAAACUGAUUUCCUGACACAAUCUUUAAGAAAGAUAGAAACUCUUCAAAAAGACUAGUAAAAUAUGUUACUUUUCUUUGUAAAAUGUUUUUACAGUGAGUUUAAACUGACACAGAUGAAAUUGUGUCAGUGGUUAACAUUAACUGAGGUUAUUUUGGGAGGCAUGUGAGUUUCUUCCGUUAUGCAAUUAUUGUUGACUACAUAAUAUAUUGUUGAUUUGAGAUUAAGUUUUACAUUUAUUUAUUUUCACAGACUAUCUUACCUAAGGUAGCAUAAGUAGUCCAAGAUUAGUGCUAACCUAGUAAAUAUAACUGUAAAAAAACUUAAGCAUACCUUACUGUGCCCAGUAUCUUCACAUGAGCACUGGCAUAGUUUAUUUUUCCUGUGGUUACUCCCAAUUACGCUUUGGCUGGCUAGUUGUCAUGUCCAGUGUGUGUACUAGGCAUGUGAAACUAUGACUAAUGCUGUGGGCUCUUGUGAGCUCAUCUCAUCUGACUUAGAGAUGCACUGGUGUAAACCAUGUGUUUUGACUCUUUCUUUGUGUGUAUGAAAGUUGUUAAACAUGUACUGUAUAUUUCUGUAUGCAAGAAUUUGCAUCAUGUAGCAUAAGCUUACAAAUAAAUGGCUGUAUCUAGCAACCAUAUAACAUAUGUAAAGUGUGUAUUAUACAUGUAUAGCAAUUGUUAAUAAAAAUGUUUAGCUUCCACAAUUUAACAACAGAUUGUGCUAUGAAAAUGUCAAAGAACAAAACUAGCUUUGUUGAGUGCAACUGGGCCCUCAUUGAUGAUAUAUAUAUAUAUAUAUAUAUAUAUAUAUAUAUAUAUAUAUAUAUAUAUAUAUAUAUAAGCAAAUGGCAUCUUGUUUUUAUAACAACAGCAACAAACUGAUUCUGUUGGUAAACAGUGUAGAGCAGCUAAUCUUAUAGUGUGGACAUGUUAGGCAACAAUGUCAGCCAACAACCAUUGUCUUACUAAUGCACGUGGGGAUGGAAAUUAGUUCAUAACAUGGCAAAUCAUUUUAAUAAUAAGAGGAUCAAUUAUUUUUUGAGUGAGAUUUGUAUUUUUGUAUUCAUUAUAAUUUUUUUUUAUUUUUUUUUAAUAUUUUCCUAACCAAAUCCAUGUGAUCAUCUGGUCACACAAGGUUUGCAGCAGUUCAGUUUAUUCUCAAAACUAAAGCUAGAUUGCAAGGUGUUGGGCAAGCAGUUCACAACAGUUUAGCUAUACCACCUUCACAAGAGUCAACCAUGGUUUGGUUUUUGAAACAAUCUGACAGCUGUGUCUAUUGAGAUAAACCUUAGCAGCUACUUUAUGUCUGCUUCAACAGAAAUCAGACAGAUCUGAUGAAAUCGUGAUAGCAGGCUGACUUGAGAGAAGAGGGGUUAGCCAGACUGCAAGGUCAGUGCACUGAAGUUGGUUACAAUAAAGUUCUGUUAAUAGGACAUUCUUAGAUCACAUUCUUCUCCCUGUUUGCAAUAGGAAUUUGUGGUUUAAUGUGGCUCACUUGUCAGUAUAAAACACAACAAAAUCCACAAAAUAACCACCACCAUGCUUUUUACAUGUAUUAGCUUUUCAGGGAUGCAGUGUAGUCCAAUGCUGAACUUAUAGAAGGUCUUGUCAUGUAUAGUAUGGUUCUGAAUUAUGUAGGGACAUGACCUUCGUGAUGCAUGUUUCAACAGUAAUCAUUUCCAGAAUUGAGUUCAAGCAGUGGAAACGUAGCUGAAGGGACAAGUGCUCCUAGAGGUCUGUGAGUCCUGAGCACCUUCGAAGCACCAGGAGGGAGAAGCCUUUUGCCCACAGAACUGCAUGCCAUCGCCGACUUCAUAAUUCUAGUGCAUGAAUAUCAAAUGUCCAUGAACAUGUUUUGUUCUUUGUAAAGAUUCAAGUUCUGUAAAUUGCACAUUUUGUACAAAAACAUAUUUCAUUAUACUACUUACUGUAUGUAUGCAAUGAUUGUUAUUCGUAUAAAAAAAUAAAAAGCGUGAUUUGUUUUA
This is a messenger RNA of Polyodon spathula (Mississippi paddlefish), 5214 nucleotides long. Its product is annotated as autophagy-related protein 9A-like. The coding region runs from base 390 to 2951 and encodes 853 amino acids. The transcript has 17 exons. The record is from RefSeq and is a predicted model, not a curated record. Gene Ontology annotation, cellular component: autophagosome; phagophore assembly site. Lineage: Eukaryota; Metazoa; Chordata; Actinopteri; Acipenseriformes; Polyodontidae. Gene Ontology annotation, biological process: autophagy of mitochondrion; protein localization to phagophore assembly site.